GUCCUCUUUCUUCGCCCACUUUACACCGCCUCUCGUCGACGCAUCGCAUCGCAGCGCAUCCUCUCACAAACCAUUGUUAUCAGUCUGCGCGCACAGCGGCGCGCACCACCUUCGAUUGCGCACCCAGCACAGCGGAGCGGAUUGCGGAACCACAGAAAAGUCGUCGCCUGUGUCUCGGAACGAGGCGUGACUCUUGCUUGGCGCCGGUCUCGUCUUCCUCCCUCUAUGAUAGGUCCUUCCUCUACCAAUGAAAUAACGCUUCAAGGACCUGGAUCGCGUCCUGUCACUGGCUGAGCAUACAUCAACGACAGAAGAUUUACGCCUUGCAACGAGUAGUGACGCGCCGACCAGACGACACACGCGCUUGAGCGACACGAAGAGCUGCCUGUAUCGCGACAUCAUUGUCAAAGCAGCGCGCGACACCGCCAUCGCGCCGCGCGAACCUGGAAAGAGCGAGGCGCGUCUCGACUACCGAUAACCGGCGGCGCAUUGCUGUCGCGAACAAGUCGAGAUGCAGUACGGCGGUGUUCCACCGCAGCAACAGCAACCUCCUGCGGCUGCACCGAAGAGGUACGAUGGCAAGAACGGUGCGCCAUUGUACGCGCCCGAGCAUGGAGGACACUACGGCGCCAGCGCUGCCAUUGCUGCCGCGGGGCAUGCGCCUCCGCCAGAGACCUUCACAGGGCAUUGGCAGAAUGUGUCGCAAGGACUGCAAGGACCGUAUCGUGAUAUUCUCAACACCUACUGGCAAAACCAAGUGACCAAGCUCGAGACUGAAGAACAUGACUACAAGCUUCAUCAAUUACCUCUGGCACGUAUCAAGAAGGUCAUGAAGGCAGAUCCUGAGGUCAAGAUGAUUAGCGCGGAAGCGCCCAUUCUUUUCGCCAAAGGCUGUGACAUUUUUAUCACAGAACUCACAAUGCGGGCAUGGAUCCAUGCCGAAGAGAACAAGCGACGAACGCUUCAACGCAGCGACAUCGCAUCGGCGCUAGCUAAAAGUGACAUGUUCGACUUCCUCAUCGAUAUCGUGCCUCGAGAGGAUGCCCAGCCUGCUCACAAGAGGCGACCGGAGUACCAACAACCUGGCACCUAUCAGGUACCUGACCCGUCACAAGCACAAGGUCAACCUCUAGAUCAACAGCAAAUGGGUGGACAACCAGACUUUGGUGGCGUGGAUUCUCAGCACAUGCCGCAAGCGCAGUAUCAACAGCAGAUGGGCGCAUACCCGCCGCCCCAACAACCGCCGCAAUAUGGCGGACAGCAGAUGUUCGAUCCCAAUAUGUAUGGUGGACAGCCACAGGCAUAUCCAAUGGGACAGAUGCAAGGCAUGCCCCAACAGAACAUGUAUCCUCCGCAACAAGCUCCUAUGGGUCAACAGUAUCAACCGAAUCAACAAGGCGGUAACGAACACGAUGGAGACGGCGAUCAGGACUUCGUUAAUUCGAAUGGUUAGAGACCAACGCGCCCCAAGAUGAAGGACCCCCAUUGUUGUUGUGAUUCAGAUUGUCGCCACUCGUGACGGCACGCCGAUGCCGGAGCAUUCUUUUGGAGGCAUUGAGACGUAGCACAGUCUCGUUGUCACUGGUGGAGUUCGUGCCCUUGAUGUGGUGCGAAGGCAUUCAUCUGUCGACAUUCUUUUGCUUCUUCGCGAAUUGGUUGCGGAAUAUGAGCAAGAGUAGAGUGAGCAGGUCUCGAUGUGCCACGGCACAGGCACGAUGAAUUCACUGGCAAGUGAGCCGGAUUCUUGACGUUCAGUGUAACGAUUUGGUACAUAGCUUCAACAUAACGACGACAUGCA
Cercospora beticola is the source of this 1798-nucleotide messenger RNA. RefSeq lists its product as uncharacterized. Gene Ontology annotation, molecular function: RNA polymerase II cis-regulatory region sequence-specific DNA binding; protein heterodimerization activity; DNA-binding transcription activator activity, RNA polymerase II-specific. Gene Ontology annotation, biological process: regulation of transcription by RNA polymerase II. Gene Ontology annotation, cellular component: nucleus; CCAAT-binding factor complex. The record is from RefSeq and is a predicted model, not a curated record. Lineage: Eukaryota; Fungi; Ascomycota; Dothideomycetes; Mycosphaerellales; Mycosphaerellaceae.